Molecule: messenger RNA, 621 nt
Organism: Spodoptera frugiperda (fall armyworm)
Lineage: Eukaryota; Metazoa; Arthropoda; Insecta; Lepidoptera; Noctuidae
Exons: 2
Coding region: 1-621 (206 amino acids)
Biological process (GO): DNA integration
Molecular function (GO): nucleic acid binding
Source: RefSeq, a predicted model, not a curated record
AUGGUCAGCGACAACGGAGUUCAGUUCGUAGCUGAGGUGAUGCAACAGGCAUGUCACGUGAUGGGUAUCAAACAGUCUUUGACGCCGUUGUACCACCCGGAAAGCAACCCCGUUGAACGCAAGAACCGGGACCUCAAACCCCAGUUGGCAAUUCUGGUGGGGAAGGACCACGCCUCUUGGGAUCGCCAUCUCGCAGCUAUAAGGUUUGCGAUGAAUUCAGCCGUGACAGCGAGUACGGGGUUUUCACCGGCUUUUCUUACCUUCGGAAGGGAGCUGCGCGCACCGUCUGACGUCGUAGCUGACAUGAAAGCCAUCGUGGAUAAUGAUAAUUUUGUACCGAGUAUUACGCCUUACCUUCGUAGGUUGUCGACAGCGCUUCUAGAUGCCAGGGAUGUCCAUGAGCAGGCCCAGUCCAUCAGGAAGAAGUAUGCUGAUGAAGGUAGACGUAUGCCUCCGGAUUAUAAGGUAGGUGACCUUGUCCUCCUAAAGACGCAGAGUAUGAACGACGCAGGCCGUGGACAAACCGCGAAGUUCAUCCCUAGGAGAGACGGCCCGUAUCGUAUUCGGGAAGUGGUCAGAGUUGAAGCAGAAAUAUACCAAAGUAAGUGGGAAUCCAAUUAG